AUGGUCCUUAUGCUUCUGCCUUCCUCACAUAUCACCUCAUCUCCUGCUUUUCCAGGUCGGAGGAGAAUUAGCCAGAGGGAAGCAGAGGAGGAAAGGAGGAUGCUUUCUAUUCUGACAAGCUUUGUCCCUCCUGUCUUCUGCAGCCCCUUUGGCCAGCAUCAAGAUACCAUCUGCUUCCGUCAACUGUUAUGCCCAGACCCCCUCUGUGAGGUGUGUAAUAGAGCAACUGCCGAGGUCAAGCUACUGCUGUUCCAGGAGUCUCCAGAAGAUGCGACUCCCUCUGUGUCCCCUUUGGCUUGCACAGCAACUGGAAAAUCAAUACCAGUCCCUCUUCCUGAGCCUACCCCACCUCCCAUCUCCAUUCUCUCACCUGACCUGAUGACCCUCUUACCUGACUUCCUUUCACCCUUACCACUAAAUGACUCCCUGCCACCACAGCUUGCUCCUUCCCUGGAAUCCAAAUUCCCACUGGACCAUUCCCCACCCAAGCCACUUGCCUUUCCCCCUCUCCCACCACAUCAUACUCAGGGAGCAGAUCCUGUUCUCCAAUCUGAGGCCACUUUGUCUGUAAAGACCAUCUUCACAUUUGACCCCGUCCUUUCCCAAGAUAUCGAUGCCUUACCAAAUUUAUCCCAGGCAAUGGAUCCCACUGAUUCACAAACUUGUCAUCAUGCAUCAUCAACCUCGUCUGCUUCACCACCGUCAGACUGUGCUUUAACUGUGACUCAAUCUAACUCAGUCUCCAUCUUAUUGAAGCCUAUUCUAGAGAUGUCCUCUCCAGAUAGCUCUGAUGGGUUAUCUACUUAUGUCCCAAUAGUCAGAGGCAUUGACCCUUCAAUUUCAGAAUUCUCCUGGUGGAAGGCUCAUGCCAGGAACAUGUUCCUCCCCAGAUUACAACACUGUGAUUUUCAGCAGGAGCACGUUUCUCUCCCUCUAACAGAGACUGCUGCUACCAAGCAUGUGGUGGACAGUUUUCCUUUCCUUGGCCUUAAUAUACAGGCACUCUUGGAGAGACAAAUAAAAAAAAGAAUGUCUUUUCAGGUUUUGGAGAAGAAAGAAAAGGAGGAAGGACCAUUUUUAAAACAAACGUGGUCAGAAUACCAACGGACAUCUUCAGGGAAUUCACUGGAGGCACUGGUUGAUGAGCAGGACACCACAGCCCCCCAAACUGGCUGGAACACCAAAGACACACCAGAGAAUCUGUACAUUUGUCAGCAGCUCCCAUAUGUCAAGACUUUGGGAGGAAACUUUCAGCAGAAAUAUAAGCAACUCUUCUGGGGUCUUCCCUCUCUGCACAGUGAGUCCCUAGUGGCUACUCUUCCGGUCUCUAGGAGCAAUUCCCCACUAGAGUCUGGUUUUAUCUUUUUCAAUGGAAUCUGUAAUGCUCCUGAAGUCCAAAUACAGGAUCAAGAAUCUUCACCACUUUCUCAGUCCCAUCCUCUUCCCCACACCCAGGUACAUCCCCAUCCCUUUUCUCAAACCAAUCUUCAACCACAGAUUGUACCUCUCGCUCAAGUGCAUUCCCAGGCCCACCUUCAAUCCUCCCUUCCUUUGCUACCAUCAUCUUUUCCACCCCAGAUUAAGGACUGUGGAGUGUCUUUCCAUAGACUCCAGAAUGAGGCUGACAUUCACAUCUCAAAUGAAAAUCAAUAUCUGGAAUGGCAUGUGUUACAGAAGCAACAGGAAGGUUUGUGGGGUUUAGUCCCUGUGCUCCAAAGAUCUCAAGAAGCUGUCUGUCUUCCACCUCCUAAUCUUCCACUGGUUGCCCAGUCCUCCCAGGCCUCUGUUCCAGUCUCCAUCUUUCCUGGCCAUUUUCAUGUCAGUAGUGAACCUCAGGAGCAACUUGAGCUCCAUGUUCCAAAGAGGCUAAUGCCACACUGGUGCUUCCAUGCCUAUAGGAAUCUAGGAUCUGCAGCACUGAUGGAGCCUCAGUGCAAAUCAACAGAAAUAUCUCAGCAGAAUUGCAGUCAUAUUCAUUUACAACCCUUUGAGCUUCAGGGCCACAGUAGCAAGGAUGUACAGAAGAUAGAAUUGAGUUGCACAGGAAGUUUCCAUGAGAGAGUCCCAACAAAGUUUCAACUAAGGAAGGACAAGACAAAGAAUCUUGGGCACAUCUUCGGGGAGUGCCCAUUACACAAUCCAUCAACAGUCUCAGAAUAUGUCCAAGUGAGUGGUUUGAGGGCUGCCUCUGAGGCAAAAAGUGACGAGGUAUGUCACUCAAGAAAUGACUCAGGGAAUGAAUUACUAAGUGUAUCAAGGAGGAACUUAGACCAGAAUGAAAUGAAAUCCAUUCUUAGAUUACAUUUGAGCAGGAAGUCUUGGCAGAUCACUGCAGAUAGGAUCCCUAUACGUGUAUGUCAUUCAUGGCUGGCUGACAACAUUGUACAGCCUCCUCCUGGGAGUUCCCAUGCCAACACAAAAAACAGAAAUUUAACACCAUUGGUGGGUAGGGUCAACUGCAAGAUUACCAUGCAAGAGCUUUCCUUUCUUGAUCCCCAAACCCAUCAGGCGCUAGAAGCUCACAUUAGGAGGUUUAGUGUAAGUCAGAAGUGGGGCCUACCCCUGAAGGUUCUUGAGUCCGUAAAAUCUUAUGUGUUGAGAGAAGCCAAAACAUGGCCUCUUCCCCAAUUUGACUUUCCUUUGCCUGCCACCUAUUUUUCUAGGGAGGUUUCCAAGCCCCUUAAAGGAAGCUCUGAAACUUUUCAGGGAGACAAAUUAGGAACAACAAAUUCAGUUCCCAGCCUAGAUCAUCAUCUCCCUGCUACCCUACCUGUGGACAAAGAAGUACAGGGGGCUCUGAGACAGUCACCCUCUGAUGCUGACCACAAGCUUACGGAGAAUGUCCAGACAAUUGAGGAUGGCAGACACACUCUUCUGCCCCGCAUACACAGCAGCAUACACAAAGCAAGUCAGAAACAGACUAUACUAGUCAAAAGACACAGCCUAAAACUGCCCACAGGGCAAGAUGGGGCUGGACAUGCAUCAGGGAAUGAGAGAGUGAGUUUCUGCAAUAGAGUAGAAAGGCUUCAGGGCAAAAGAAUGGUGGAGAAGAAUUCAGAACAUUUUUCUGUGUCCAAUAUGUCUAGGGAGAUAUUCAAGGCUGAUGAGCUCCGUGCUCUUCAAUCACAAUCUAAUGAUAUCUUGACAACCAGUGAGUUGGGAAGCUGCUCAAUGAUAAAUGCGAAUAUGAGUAAAGAAGAAACUACCCUGAUCAUCAAAUACUCUCCACCAAGAAUAUUGAUUCCUGAAGAUCCUAAGUCAUCAGACUUUAAAAGAAAGCUGGUUAGUGAGUUAAAAUUUAAAUUGGAGAGCGAGUUGCAUAGCCAGGUUCAAGACUGUCCCAGUGACAUAUCAUCUACUUCAGGCAGCUUGGUUUCUGAUUACUCCCAGAGUGUCUCCAGUGGGGACUUGGCAGCUCCCCAGGGGCUGCGUGUUCACUUGGACAAUGGAGGGAUCAUCAUGGGGCAGAGGCAGGAGCCCUGGGUCCCUAAGUGUGUCUUACAGAAGUGCCAGGAUAAGGAUUUCCCAUCAGCCGAGAGGACAGUGAGACCUCCAGGACCCAAAGCAGGAGAAAGUAGAUGUGAGGACUCAAGAUUGGAGACAUCCAAAGCCAUAAGGAAGAGCCAUCUUGUCAAAGGCAGGAAAUUAGAGAAGACUUCCAAGUGUCUGUCCCAGAAGGAACCUCCUGGAAGUUAUUUCAGAAAAAAGAUGAGGGAACUUUUUCAGUGGUUCAAUUCCAAGAGAAAAAGCACAGGGCAGGAAAGUCCCCUGCAAAAAGGCAAGUUCAUGCCAGGCUUUGUACGGAGCCAAGACCCCGUUGAAGGUAGAGGUGUCUUUUUUAGCUGUGGGCCUCUUGAAGCUUCUGAGCUCAUGAUGGUCAUCGGGAAGAUCCUUGAGGAAAAACUGGCAUGUAGGCAGCAACCUGAGGCCUUGCAAUUAAGUUGGCAGAAGGAGGAACUGCGGGCCCAGGCAGAGCCCUGCAAAGGAAAACCCUCCAACUAUGGGGCUUCCAUUGACCCACAGCAAGGGGAAGGAUCAGGUACUUGGUUGCAGGAACUCCUGCAACUAAGAAGCCGUCUCUACUGGCCCAAGUUGUCUUACAAAUUUUAA
Molecule: messenger RNA, 4110 nt
Organism: Propithecus coquereli (Coquerel's sifaka)
Lineage: Eukaryota; Metazoa; Chordata; Mammalia; Primates; Indriidae
Product: putative spermatogenesis-associated protein 31D3
Exons: 3
Coding region: 1-4110 (1369 amino acids)
Source: RefSeq, a predicted model, not a curated record